Molecule: messenger RNA, 4074 nt
Organism: Exaiptasia diaphana
Lineage: Eukaryota; Metazoa; Cnidaria; Anthozoa; Actiniaria; Aiptasiidae
Product: flavin-containing monooxygenase FMO GS-OX-like 9
Exons: 5
Coding region: 1267-2625 (452 amino acids)
Molecular function (GO): N,N-dimethylaniline monooxygenase activity; flavin adenine dinucleotide binding; NADP binding
Source: RefSeq, a predicted model, not a curated record
UUAUCACAAAAAAACGUUAUUACGUAAAAAAAAGAAAAAAAAGAAAAAAAAAAUGCCAGUUCCACUCAGCUACAUAUAGAUUUUCUGACAUGCCAGUGACAGUUGGAUAUAGUAAUUAUAUCCAACUGUUACUUAUCAAUGAUAAACGGAAUGUGAUGACGUAUAUUGGCAAUGUUAAAAGACAUGACACAACAAUGCCAGUUCCACUUUUCUACUUAAUUGCAUGUACACUUUCUGACAUGCAAAGUGACAAUCAUUGGAUUUAUUAUAUUAACGGCACAUAUGUGCAAAUGGCUCAAAUUGCUGUUUCCAAAAUUCGUAUUUUAUCAGAUCACCGUAUAAAAGGCCAGUAUUUAUCGGUUGUACACCUGCGAACGCACAGCCACCUAUCACUAAUUUCCGUUUAUUCAGUGCUAGUACUACUAUUACUAGAUAUCCUUGGAAAGUUUUCGAUUGAAAACUUGUUGUCAGUGGUCCUUGAAAAGCCYUUGGAAAGAGGAAACCUCCCAAAACUCUUGAAAUUCUCUUUUGAAUUUGAAGUGAUUUAAACUUGUUUAAACGUUUUGGCUAAUAUAGCAAUCGGURUCGUAAAAGUCCAGAAAGAAUCAGACCAGUCUUUUAAAACAAUCCUUGAAAAUUAAAUUUUUUCUGCUUAAAUAUUCUUGAAAUGUCUUUGGAUUUAUUAACGAAAACAUAGCACGAACCUUGUUUAUUGAAUAUUUUGGGUAAAUCUUAAACAAAGYAGCAUCAACAACAACACUAACAACAAAGCAAAACGAAACGGAACAAGAUCAGAUAAAUUUAAAAGACGUCUUCAUUUUGCAUGAUAUUGCGGUCACAAUUGUAAAGGUAAGAAUGGAGUGUUUUGAGUUUGUGUUUCACUAAGAACUAGUCCUAAUGGUUGAACCAAUUCUAUUGUUAGAUACGUGUAAUACAGUGAAGUGCACUGGUACCUUCUUCUUGAUCAUCUACAUUUUCUGUUACUUCAUUUUGUUAUUAAUGGAUCAAGAAAGAAGACCUCUAGGGUGUUCUGCACGUGUUAGCAGUUCAUUGAAGCCUGGUAAGAUAAUAUGGAGCAAGUUAUUUCUGCCAAAGAUGCGGAGAAGAAUAAGCAGGUCCGACGUCAAUCAGUUAUCGUCUAGAAGUAUUGUUAAAAUGACAGCUGGAAUUACAAGGACAAAUUGAUAGUGAUAGUCGUUUCUGGGGUAGGGUCAACUGGAAGCCCACCCUUUUAUUAGAACAUCYGUUAAGUAAAACCUCAUCAAUAUGUCGAAAGAGAAGCGGCUGUGUUUGAUAGGAGCAGGCCCUAGUGGCAUGUCAGUCUUAUAUCAUUAUAACAAACUGAAACAGCAAGGAAAAGACGUCCCAGAAAUUGUGUGCUACGAUAAACAGUCUGACUGGGGUGGUCUCUGGUUGUACUCCUGGGAGACAGGUAUUGGUCAAUAUGGUGAACCAGUGCACGGUAGUAUGUAUAGAGGUCUGUGGUCCAACGGACCGAAAGAGUGCGUGGAAUACCCAGACUAUACAUUUGAAGAUCAUUUUAAAAGGGCUAUUCCGUCUUAUYCUCCUAGAGAAGUUUUGUUGGACUACUUGAACGGUCGUUGGUCACAAAGUGAUCUCCGUCAGUGGAUCAAAUUCAACCAUGUUGUCCGCCAUGUCACCUACAAUGAUGACACUGAUGACUUCUCUGUUGUGGCUAGAAAUCUUCCGGAGGACAAAGACCUCCYAGCUCAGAGAUUUGACUAUGUCAUUGUAGCCAGUGGUCACUUCUCUGUGCCUUAUUUGCCCAACUUGAAYGGAAUAGAAACCUUUCCUGGACGGGUCAUCCACUCUCAUGACUUCAGAAACUCUCAUCAAUACAAAGGCAUGACUGUAUUGAUUGUAGGGUCAAGCUACUCUGCAGAGGACCUCGCAUUGSAAACUAUCAAAUAUGGUGCUAAGAAGAUCUACACAAGCUACAGGACACAACCAAUGGGAUUCAAAUGGCCUCCRGAGWUUGAAGAAAGACCACUUGUUACCAGKAUYCAAGGCAACACUGUCCACUUCAAAGAUGGCAGUAGUGCAGWGGUUGACUCCAUCAUCCUAUGCACUGGGUACCUUCACAAAUUUCCUUUUAUGGAAGAACGUCUUUGUCUGAAAACAAAGAAUAUUUUGUAUCCUCCAGGCCUGUACAAAGGUAUUCUAUGGUGCCAUGGUGGUAAUAACAAGGUGAUGUAUAUUGGCAUGCAGGAUCAGUGGUAUACAUUUACUAUGUUCGAUGCACAAGCAAAAUGGGCAAUGAGUUACAUCAUUGGUGAUGUCAAAAUCCCUGAUAAGGAACGUAUGGAGGAAGAUAUGAAYAAUUGGACCUACAGGUUGAUGAAUGAAACAAAAACAGACAAAGACAUGAUUGUCUUUCAGGGAGAUUACACAUGUGACGUGGCAAAAGAAAGCAAUUAUGGAUACGAUUUAGAAAUAAGUCAGUUGUUGUUGGAUUGGCUGAAUAACAAAAUGGCCGAUAUCUUAACAUACAGAGACAAGAGCUAUACUAGUAAAUUCACUGGAGUAAAGUCACCAAUCCACCACUCCACAUUCAUGGAAGCUCUCGAUGACUCGAUGAAGGCGUUUAUUAACGUGAAACAAUAAGGAUAAGACUAACUCAAUAGAACAUGUUUUAAGGAGGACAAUUUUUUUGCAUCAAAGUGUGAUGUUAAUUGCAGUCCUUGCACUUUUUCAUGUCCACUCAAGUAGUUUUUGGGGCAUUUUUGCAUUUUUCUUUGCAAAGAUAGAAAAGUACCGGCGCUUUUACUGGUGAUUUUAGGGAGAUUUUCCAGUGUUAUAAAAAGGGACGAGACUUUGUGAGCGCCAGAGAACGUCUAGCGAAAAAUGGCAAAUCUGUUCCUGAUUGAGGAAAUUUGUCCCUGAUCGGAAGUUGUUAAAAGUUAGUUGUAAAUAGAGCAAAAAAUGUCUUAAACUGUGCUUCCGUGUGGUUUUCAAGGGAAUUCGACAUGGUAAAGUAAUUUCUACGUUGAUUAGCAUGACAAUACGUACUUUUUCCCUUGUCUUUGUGUGAUUCAUUGACCUAUUGUAAAGUAACAUAACGUUUUCACGGAGCGUACUCUUGAAGCUCUCUUGAAGCUUGACACAAUUGCUGUGCGAAAAAAUMUUGAUCUUUUUCUUUUUUUACUUGAUUUCACCUAAAAUCUUCUUUGAUUCACGACAACAUUCUUUAAAACAGAGCCAAUCGAGAUCUACAGCUGCAUCUAACGACUUCGUCCCCCAUUUUAGAGUUUGGCCUUAUUCGCUAGGCGUUCCCGAGACUGUCACUCUGUGACAUCAUUACAAUAACAGAAACAAGGAACGCCUGGGGACCAGGCUGGUGAGAAGCAUAACUUUUGUGUAAGCCAGACAAAAUAGAAUUUGUUUACAGUUGUUUUAAGAUAUUGUUAGACUACGUCUCCCUGACAUUUAGUUAAUACAAUAUUAAUAAGUUAAUGGUAGAUUUCAGUUUUAAGUGAUUCAUCAGCAGUUUUAUAGUUUGGUCUAGAAAUUGAAAUAUGUCAAGUCAUGUACUUGUAGUUUUAGAUUACCAGGAAAAAUWGUUUUGAAUUACCAGUAGCUUUAAUGUCCAGAAAUUAUUAUGCUGUAGGGUUAAGAUCAAUAUUGAAGUCACAGAAUGAUUGUGAAAUUUCCAAAUAUCAUUAUUAUUGUAUUUUUAUAAGUAAUUACUUUAGUUUAAGUUUAUGACGCAGUUUAAAAUGUUCACGUGAUCGAUAUUUGUAGAAUAAGCCAAGGUCGUCCUAAAUGGGGAAUUCCCCUCAGUAUGGAGUUAUGCCGUAAUUGGUUAUUGUUUUAGUUAGUAUCAAAUUAUUAUUUGGGUUUUGUUUAAUUCUGUAAAGCAUAUAUCAAGCAAUGUAACGAGUAGUAGUUAGUUAGUCCAUCCAGAGCGUCAAACAAGCAUGUAGUAAUAAAGCAGAGAGUUGUUGGUUCUGCCAUGUGACCCAUAGUUGAAUGCUCAUUGGAAGAAUGUCUAAUGAAUAAUUUAUGAGUUUUAGAAGGUAAAAUGUCGACCUUCCAAUAAACAUUUUGGCGCCA